Molecule: messenger RNA, 1780 nt
Organism: Trachymyrmex septentrionalis
Lineage: Eukaryota; Metazoa; Arthropoda; Insecta; Hymenoptera; Formicidae
Gene: und
Product: methionine aminopeptidase 2
Exons: 6
Coding region: 88-1512 (474 amino acids)
Biological process (GO): proteolysis
Molecular function (GO): metalloaminopeptidase activity
Source: RefSeq, a predicted model, not a curated record
AUUCAUACGUCCAUGGUACGUCGUUUGUAAAUUUUUCUGUGACCUCUGUGCUCUGUGGUUUGCCGUUAUUCAUGGUUAUUUGCAAAAAUGGCGGCCGUGCUGGACGAGGUCGGUAAAUCCGCUGAGAAACUCGUGGACGAGGAGAAGAACGAAAUCGUCGACGAAGAAGACAAAACCGGAGCAGCAGAGGCGUCGAAGAAGAAGAAGAAGAAAAAAAAGAAGAAGAAAGCCGGUGCUGGAGAAGCUAGUGCAGAUGUGCCAGAAGGGGAAGAAGAUAAAGCUAAGGAUGACAAUGCAGUGGCCGAAGGUACCACAGAGGUGACAGAGAACAAUGGUGAAACUGAAGAAGUCAAAAAGAAGAAAAAGAAGAAGCGUAAACCCAAAGAUAAGGGUGGGGUUAAGCAGCAAACGGAUCCACCGAGUAUUCCUGUGUCGGAAUUGUUCCCGGAUGGUAAUUUUCCAGUGGGACAAAUAAUGGUUCACGGACCCGCCGGGGUAGACGACAGGAUGGCCAAAUUGCGCUUUACGAGCGAGGAGGCGCGCGCUCUCGACAGAAUGCAUAAUGAUAUUUAUAAUGAAGCCAGACAGGCAGCCGAGGCGCAUCGGCAAACCAGGAGGCACAUCAUGGACUGGAUCAAGCCGGGAAUGACUAUGAUAGAAAUUUGUAACGAGCUGGAGGAAACUGCUCGGAAAUUGAUAGGAGAGGAUGGUCUCCUGGCUGGAUUGGCGUUCCCGACUGGUUGUUCCCGCAAUCAUUGCGCGGCUCACUACACUCCGAACGCCGGUGAUCCAACUGUUCUCGAAUUCGAUGACGUCACCAAGAUCGACUUUGGUACUCACAUUAAUGGGCGAAUCAUUGAUUGUGCGUUCACUUUGAUUUUCAAUCCCAAGUACGACCCGCUGAUUGAGGCUGUUCGCGACGCCACCAAUACCGGUAUCAAGGCCGCUGGUAUCGAUGUACAAUUGUGCGAUGUUGGUGCUGCUAUUCAAGAAGUUAUGGAAUCAUACGAGGUAGAAUUGGAUGGCAAAACGUAUCAGGUGAAAUCAAUUAGAAAUCUGAAUGGCCAUUCGAUUUCACCUUACCGUAUACACGCCGGAAAAACGGUACCAAUAGUUAGAGGUGGCGAAGCAAUCCGAAUGGAAGAGAACGAGUUCUAUGCGAUCGAAACUUUUGGAUCUACUGGUAGAGGCGUGGUUCACGAUGACAUGGAAUGUUCACAUUACAUGAAGAGUUUUGAUGCUGGUUUCGUGCCAUUGAGAUUGCAGAGCAGCAAGUCUCUUCUCAACACUAUUAACAAGCAUUUCGGUACUUUGGCUUUUUGUAAACGUUGGUUGGACCGCGUCGGUUGUACCAAAUACCAAAUGGCGCUGAAGGAUCUUUGCGAAAAAGGCGCCGUAGAAGCGUAUCCACCGUUGGUCGACGUCAAGGGCUGUUACACUGCUCAGUUUGAGCAUACACUCGUUCUGCGUCCCACAUGUAAAGAAGUCAUUUCUCGCGGUGACGACUAUUAAAGUGCAGCCGUUGUUUUACAUGAAUUAUUAUCGGAUGUCAAGAUGUAUUUUAAUCUCGAUGUAACAUCAUUGUCGAAGCAUCGAACACUCUGCAGUAUUUGAUGCGAAAAAUAAUCAUUGUAAUACGUUAGUAACGACAUUUCUGAGUGUACUAUCCGUAACUUCGGUUUUUUCUCAAUCGCAAAAAGGUACCAAGUAGCAAGAUUCGACAUAGAUGAUAAAAGUACCGUAUAUACCAACAACAAUUUAAAACAAGUGUUUCCAUGCG